Messenger RNA from Brassica oleracea var. oleracea, 1156 nucleotides. Its product is annotated as leucine aminopeptidase 1-like. Lineage: Eukaryota; Viridiplantae; Streptophyta; Magnoliopsida; Brassicales; Brassicaceae. Gene Ontology annotation, molecular function: metalloaminopeptidase activity; manganese ion binding. Gene Ontology annotation, biological process: proteolysis. Gene Ontology annotation, cellular component: cytoplasm. The transcript is spliced from 6 exons. Bases 20 to 931 code for a protein of 303 amino acids. The record is from RefSeq and is a predicted model, not a curated record.
AGACCCUUUAGAAACCCUAAUGGGAUUAGGGUUCCUUACUCUCGUCGGUGUGACGGAGAAAGAUUCGACGAGAGACGCAACCUCAAAGUUUGAGAACCCGAUCUUGAACAAGCUCGAUGCUCACGUGAGUGGACUCUUGGAUUUGGUCUCGUCGGAAGAGGAUUUCGCCGGUAAACCGGGAAAGUCCGCUUCAUCCCCGGCGGCUUUUCAGGAUCUUGGUGAAGCUGUUGCUACAAUUGCAAAGGCUUCACAAUCUAGCAGCGUUGCUGUUGCUCUCUCCUCUCAUGAUAAUGAAUCCAAGCUUAGCUCUGUAUCAGCUUUAGAGUUAGAUUGUAGGUACAAAUCUGAGUCAAAGAAACCAUCUUUGAGCUCUGUUGAUAUCGUUGGAUUUGGAACCGGACCUGAGCUAGAGAACAAGCUCAAGUAUGCUGAAGAUGUAUCUUACGGCGUCAUUUUCGGGAGAGAGCUCAUUAACUCUCCUGCCAAUGUGCUCACUCCCGCUGUGAUUUCUGAUGAAGCAUCAAAAGUGGCUUCUACAUUCAGUGAUGUGUUCUCUGCAAACAUCUUGAACGAGGAGCAGUGCAGAGAGUUGAAGAUGGGUUCUUAUCUCGCUGUUGCUUCUGCUUCGGCUAAGGCUAAUCCUCCCUUCUUCAUCCACCUUGUGUAUAGACCUCCGAGUGGCUCUGUUAGAACCAAACAUGUACUUAUUGGAAAAGGAUUGACCUUUGACAGUGAUGGCUACAACAUUAAGGCUGGACCUGGAUCCUCUAUUAAUCUCAUGAAAUUUGACAUGGGUGGUUCAGCUGCUAUUCUUUGUGCUGCGAAAGCCAUUGGUGAGAUUAAGCAUCCUGGUGUUGAGGUUCAUUUCAUCGUUGCAGUCUGUGAGAAUAUGAUUAGUGGAACUGGAAUGAGACAUGGUGAUGUCAAAUGAUUUAUGUAUUCAGGUUUGAGACUUUCGCUGUUUAUCCUAUGGUGAUGCUAACUGUUGGUAAUGGUAUUUUCAGCUCAACAAAACAACAACACAGAUGCUGAAAGUCGUCUAACUCUUGCUGAUAACAUGAAUAAUUAAAUCUAAUUUUGUUCAUUAAUUGAAACCUGUUUGUAUUCCCAAAAUCCUAAAAUAAAUCAAUUUAAUCCAUAUAUAUUUGAAAUUUUA